This is a messenger RNA of Ustilago hordei, 1200 nucleotides long. RefSeq lists its product as uncharacterized. The transcript has a single exon. Lineage: Eukaryota; Fungi; Basidiomycota; Ustilaginomycetes; Ustilaginales; Ustilaginaceae. Bases 1 to 1200 code for a protein of 399 amino acids. The record is from RefSeq and is a predicted model, not a curated record.
AUGUUGGUUCCAUCGACCUACCUCGUCUCGGUCUCGCUCGCCGCUCGCAGAUCGACAUCUCGCUCAGCCGUUCUGACAUCUUCUACCUCUUCGCCUAAUGAUCCCUCGCCGUCAUCUUCUCGCUAUAUACCACCACCUUCGACUACUGAUUCUGCGUUCUCAACCCGCGAACCCGAACGUCCAAUAAGUAGUGAAGCCGCUGUUUCCACCUCAACCUCCCGUACACCUUCGGUAAUCACCACCCAGACCUCGCUCACAACUAUCACCCUUCCCAAUGGUCAGACUUCCACCUCCACCGCAUAUGCAGUCACCACCGCCAACGGCCAACUCUCCGGUAGCUCGGGCAACGGUGGUGGUUCAUCCGGUUUCUUCUCUAACUCUGGUGCCGUUGGUGGUACCUUUGCUGUCGUUGGGCUUGUCGUAGCCGCUCUCGUUGCUGCCCUUUUCUACAUGUUGUGGAGGCGACGAAAGGCACAGAAGAUGGACGCUGAUGUUGUUGCCGCCGCCUCGGCUGCUGCUGCUACCAAACGUACUCCCUUUGACGAUGAUGACCCCGAGAUGAUCGAGCACCCUAGCUACGGUACCGGUACUGUCGGUGGAGCUGCUGCAGGCGCAGGAGCUUAUGGCGCGUCCAACUCGAUGAUGCAGCAAUACUACCAGAACUACGGUCCUGCUGCCAGCGAAGGCUACGAACCUAGCCACAUGUCUGGCGGUACUGCACCCGGCUAUGCUGGUAUGGGAGCAUACGGCCCUAUGGCUGCUGGUGGAGCUGCUGCCGGUGGCGCUGCUGCUUACUAUGCCAAUGCUAACGGUACUGAUGGCUCGCACUACUACGAGAGUGUUCCCACUGGACUCAACGACAGUGCUUAUGGUGGAAUGGGCUCGACGGGUCACGACAACGAAUACGGCCAGAGCGCUCAUGAUGACCCCUACGGCGCUGGAAGCGGGUACACGCACAGCGGUGCACCUCAGCUUAACUGGGCUCCUGGUGCUUCGCCUCCCCUCGACUCGGAUGUUUACGCCGAUCAUGCAGGCCAGCAUCAGGCAGGUCAGGAUAACGUCUUCGCCGACCCCAGCAGCAGCAGUAACGAGACCGACGGUCGUAUCGACAUGACCGCCCACGAGGCCGGGUCUGCGGUCAGUCUUAGGGAUGAUCAGGAUUAUGGUCGUCGAUUGGCCGUCCGUAAUGGCGAGAACUAA